GGGCCCCAAAGUCUCCGGAGAGCAACAAUCUGAAAAGCCCCCACCUCUUUAUUUUCGACAAUAUUCAACGGGUAUAAAAGAUUCGAAGCCAAAAGCCAUAGCAUCACACUUCCAGUGACCGACUACCCACAACCAACCACAAAAAUGGCAUUCAAGUUCGUCGUUCUCGCCUGCGUUUUGGCCGUGGCCAACGCUGGAUAUUUGGACGCAUCUUACGGAGCUCCGGUCGCGUCUUACGCUGUUCCGCACCAGGCUCAUUACGCACCCGCAAGCGUAGCGGUAGCUUCUCACGCAAUCACCUCUCAAUCCGACAACAUUUUGAGAAGCCCAGGAAACUUGGCUCAGAUCUCGACCCAACAAAAAACGAUCUCCACCCCAUACUCCAGCUCAAGCAAAUCCGACGUCCGCGUCAGCAACCCAGGAGUAUACGCCACCGCUGCCUACGCCGCUCCUCUUCAAUACGCACAUGCCGCUCCCGUACACUACGCUCAACACGCUGCCCCUCUUCAAUACGCACACGCCGCCCCCGCACACGCAACUUACGCCGCCCCAGCUCAUGGUGCCGGUCUUCUAGGCGUCGCUUACUCCCCAGCUGUAGCUGUUUCCCACAUGACCUACAGCAGCCCCGUCGGCAUCUCUUACGCCUGGUAAACAGCAUAAUAUAAAUAUAUAGAUCGUUCUAUUAAUUUAUAUGAUGAUGAUUUUGUAAACCGGUACGAUUUAUUUAUUAUUAUUAUUAUUAAUAAAUUAUUUCUUCAGUAA
Messenger RNA from Athalia rosae (coleseed sawfly), 762 nucleotides. RefSeq names its product cuticle protein 67-like. The transcript is spliced from 2 exons. Lineage: Eukaryota; Metazoa; Arthropoda; Insecta; Hymenoptera; Athaliidae. The record is from RefSeq and is a predicted model, not a curated record. The coding region runs from base 145 to 651 and encodes 168 amino acids.